GUUGACGUACGUCAAAGUCGAUCGAGUUGGACCGAUAAGUUGGAAUAGAAGAAGAAGACGCUGGCGCCGUUUGAGCGCAUGUUGCAUCAAAGACUGUUGCUUCAACAGUCACCGUCGUCGUGGCGAUGAAUUUCAGUAGCGAUCGAAGAGUUGGUGAAGCGGAAAAACUGAUGAUGGAAGCAGCAGUCGAUUGGCUGAUGCAAGUUCUCGAUCGAAACACGAGCGGAAUCCAUCCUAAUGAAUCCACUUUGCUGGUGGAGGGCGAUGAUGACGAUCCAUUUUGGAGCCAAGAACAGCUGAUUCUCAUUGAGAAUUUCCCCGCAAACGCAUUCGUCGUUAUGGGCUUGAUUGUCUCAAUCAUCGGCAUCUUCGGGCUUGUUGCCAAUGGAAUGGUCCUCUUCAUCUUUUCCAGAUUCAAACGACUCCGAUCACCUCCAGUUAAUACGUUCAUCAUCAAUUUGGCGUUCAGCGACAUGUUGUCGUCGAUCCUUCACUCUAUGGCCGCCUAUUCGAAUUUCAACGGCCGCUGGGCGUUCGGUCGUCUGGGCUGCAAACUCUACGCCAUGGGCAUCACUUGCUUCGGACUGGUCUCCAUUUUAACGUUCAGCGCCAUCGCUUGCGAACGGUGUCUAGUCAUCGGUGUGGCCAGCAGUCGCUUUAAGGUGAGCCGAUCGCAGGCCAAAAAGGCCUGCUGUUUCAUAUGGUUGCACUGCGCCGUUCUUGUGUCGAUGCCUUUGUUCGGCUGGUCGUCCUACGUGCCGGAAGGGCUUUUGACGACCUGCUCCUGGGAUUACAAGACACGGACAGUGUCCAAUCGGGCGUAUUACGUCCUUCUCCUUUCCGCCGGAUUCUUCCUUCCCUUGUUAGUCAUCUUUGUCAGUUACGGUCGAAUCAUGUCGUCGGUCAUGUCGCAGGCCCGCCAGAUGAUCUGCAUCAAUUCACAGAACAGCGUCUUGCGCAAAUUGCGACGUCAGACGGAAAUCAGGACGGCCCAAAUUGUUGUCACGCUCAUCCUCGUUUACCUGACGGCCUGGACGCCCUACGCCAUCGUGACGCUCAUCGGACAAUUCGGCUCCAAAGAUUACCAACUAUCUCCAAUGGCCACGGCCAUUCCGGCCUAUUUCGCCAAAACGGCCGUGGUUUUGGAUCCGCUGGUCUACGGAUUUUCUCAUCCGCACUUCCGGACAUCUCUCAAGAAUUACCUGUCCAAUGUGUGCGGUUCCCGGAAUCUGAAAAUCGGCUCCGACAUCCGGCCGCACAACCACAGUGGCGGAAUGUCCAAGUGCAGCAGCAAAAGUUGGCCAGGCGGAAUGCCCGGCAACAGCAGCUACCAGUCGCGCGGAAUGACGGUUUAUCCGACUAGCGCUUGUUGCGCUCUGCGUAUCUGCGAGCCGCACAAUUGCACGCGGAUGAAUUCGUCCGCAGCUUCGGCUGUUGCUACAACUGGCGCCGAUAAUGGCCAGCGCCGGAUGUUGCGCACUUUCCGCGAACUAUCCCUACACGACGUCCAGCAGCACGAAACGAGCUUUAAUAAUAAAACAUCCAACUGUCGAAGACCUAGCGCCGCUACCACAAUGGGCCGGCAUCCAUCCAUCCGGCGGAAUAGUCAGCAGACUCACCAAGCGGAUCAUCAUUUAUUCCGUCAGUUCAAGUACAAAGUUCGCAAUGCCGAAUUCCACAGCGAAUGUUGUGGACCGUCGACUUUGGUAGUCGUCGGAGCUCAUUGAAAAUUUUAAUAAAAACCCAACCCUAAAUCUUAUAUAAUUACAUAUCCAUGUCAUAUGUUAAACCCCAAAAAAUUGAUUCGCAAAUCAUUUGGAGAAAAUGUAAAUACAAUUGAUUGAAUUACAAAAUGACGCAGCCUGCUGUGCAAUACACACUAAGUUGUGCAUAGA
This is a messenger RNA of Daphnia pulex (common water flea), 1895 nucleotides long. Its product is annotated as rhodopsin-like. Bases 126 to 1727 code for a protein of 533 amino acids. Gene Ontology annotation, cellular component: membrane. NCBI's taxonomy places the organism in Eukaryota, Metazoa, Arthropoda, Branchiopoda, Diplostraca, Daphniidae. Gene Ontology annotation, biological process: visual perception; G protein-coupled receptor signaling pathway. The record is from RefSeq and is a predicted model, not a curated record. The transcript has 2 exons. Gene Ontology annotation, molecular function: G protein-coupled receptor activity.